Molecule: messenger RNA, 1659 nt
Organism: Miscanthus lutarioriparius
Lineage: Eukaryota; Viridiplantae; Streptophyta; Magnoliopsida; Poales; Poaceae
Source: the annotation of a GenBank genome assembly
AUGCUGAUCCCCGCCCAGUCGGCACCGCCACCGUUCUCCUCUCUCCGCUCCCUAUCGUCACACUACAUCCUCUUCCCCUCCCACUUCCUCCCCCCUGGCGGCGUCGUCCUUCCCCCGCUCCGCCGCCGCGGCGACCUCGCCAUCCGCAUGGGCGGCGGGCCGCGCACCUACCCCGGCGGCGUGUCCAAGUGGCAGUGGAAGCGGAUGCAGGCCAAGAAGGCCCGGCAGCUCCUCAAGGCGCGCCUCGCCCGCGAGCGCCAGCUCUACGAGAUGCGCAAGCGCGCCGAGCUCCGCGACGCCGUCGCGCACCUCGAGCGGCCCUGGGACCCGGACUCCUCCUCCUCCGCCGACCAGGCGUCCGCCGUGGCUCCCAACCUGCUCUCCGUCGCGGCCGAGGACCAGCUCAGGGCGCUCGCGGACCGCUUCCACCGCCCCGGCGGCGUCGACCUCUGGAACGACCGCGACGGGCCCCGGGUCUUCGCGUCCCCGGCCACAGGCGCGGCCUCCGCCAGGUUCUUCCCCAGGAACGCCUUCCACAGCAUACAGCCCUACGCGCUCGUCAGCGCUGGCGGAGAGGCGAGCGCGCCGCGUGGCAGUGCGCAAGGUGUUCGUGAGAAUGCCGCGGAGGAUGAAGCGUACAGUGGCAUUGCUGAUCACGAGCCUGCGGUUGAACUCACGGAAAGGGAUGGAACAUGGGAGCCGGUGAAUGCCCUCAGCGACGCCGAUGACAGCAUUGCCGGUGACUGGACCUCGGAUGAUGAUGAUGAUGAUGAUGACAACGAUGCUAUUUCUGAAUCAAAGGACAUUGGAGAUGUCGGUUCUUGGCACGAGCAAGGAACCGUGGUUAGGAGAAAUGGAAGGAGCAAUGGUGUGGCAAGAUGGGAAGCUGCAGGUGCAAUGGCUGCUGGCAGCAACAGCGACAGAGGUUGGAGUGGUAAUGCUUUCUUCUCGGACUCGGAAGGAGCAAGAGAAGGUCAUCGUGAGAAAAGAUGGCAGGAGAGAAGUAGCGGUGCAAGUCCAAGGAAGCAGGCCAGUGGGAGAUGGACUGGCUUGAAGACCACAGCGGGCAGCCAUGUCAGGCAGAGGGGGAGAACAGGUGCUGGAUCUUUCUCUGAAUCUGAGGUGAUCCGCGGCGGCUCCGAGCCGAAAUGGAGAGCAAGCAAGGGCAAGAAAGAUGACACGGGGAAUGGUGCCGGCAGGUGGAAUGCUCCUAAAAGGGAUUGGAUGGGUGAUGGCUUUGAUUCAGAAUCAGACAGUGCAAGAGGGAGGGAAAUGGAACCAAGACGGGGAGCUAGAAAUAAGAUGAAUGGAAGGGAUAGUCUUAGAGGAAGAUCGAAACCUAACUACAGUGCUAAUGCCAACGGUGGGGAGAAGCUGUUGAAGUACUUGAAGGGUGACACGCACGCAAACAGCAGCAGUGGCUUUGCGGAGGAUUUGGAGGCACCAAAAUGGAAGCCGAGAAGAACGAAUCGAGCUAGGAACAACAGUGGUGGCAGAGAUGAUGACAUGGGUGGGAGAUUCAGGCGAGGUGAGGAUGGCAGAAAGGACGGUGGACGUAAGACGAGCAGGAAUGGAGGGACGGCGGCUCUGGGGAGACGAAUACUCGCUACGGCCAACGUCGGAAUUGCGCGGAUAUUGGUCGGAGACGGAAUCGGAUGA